Messenger RNA from Cornus florida, 881 nucleotides. RefSeq lists its product as uncharacterized. The record is from RefSeq and is a predicted model, not a curated record. Lineage: Eukaryota; Viridiplantae; Streptophyta; Magnoliopsida; Cornales; Cornaceae. Bases 48 to 596 code for a protein of 182 amino acids. The transcript has 2 exons.
UUCUGGUGUGCAGACUGCAGAGAAAAAUUUGCACAGAGAGAGAGAGAAUGGGAGGGAAGAAACCUGGAGGCGCGGCGUACAACCUGCUCAUGAAAUGGGCAUCACCUGCGAUGAGGGAGAGAAAGACGUUUUCAAACAAAAUGGGCAAAGAUGAGUACGUGGUGACCCUCCAUCCCGAUAGCGAAGCCAAAUACGACGAGAUGGUCCGGCGACAGAAGAUUGUGAAGAGAUUCGGUGAGAUUUCCGUUGCUGCUUCCACCUACGACACAGGAAAAGGGUUUCUGAAAGGGGUUUUAUCACUACUGAGGAAAGGGCCGUCUAAAACGGCUGAGGGGCUCAAAUAUGCUAUGUUUGGCGCUAGCAAAGCUACAGAGAUGGAGAAAGACAUCAUUCGCUAUCACUCCUAUCUCCUCCUGAAAGAUCUGCACGCAGCUAAAUGUGGGGAGGACAAAACCAAAGGGCUCUACCCUCAGGCGACAAAGUUCGUAGCUAAAGGAAAUGCCCAGAACGGUUCGACUUCCAGCUCAGACUCCGAUUCCGACUCCGGAAACGGAAAUGGAAGUGGAAUCGGAGGUUGGCCUGACUUGCUAAAAUAGAUCCGUGGUGAUCUCCGGCGUACUGACGGUGACUCAGGAAGUGGGAGUACGGGUGAGGAGGCAGUAGUUGCGUACGGUUAAUUUAUUUAAGUUAGGAGUGGUUUAUCCAUCAUCUUUACUGUACUUGGACUUAUUUUGGACUCCGUCGUUAUUUUCUUUUUAUCUGCUUUUCUUUUUAUGCAUUAUCUGUUCUGUUCUGUUUGUUUACGAUCGAUUGCUGGUUUAAUUCUCUUAUGCAUAUUCGUUGUUGGGUUGUCCUUUUAAAUUUUGAUUUUGGUUGAUUAC